This is a messenger RNA of Salvelinus sp. IW2-2015, 3029 nucleotides long. Its product is annotated as cholecystokinin receptor type A-like. The record is from RefSeq and is a predicted model, not a curated record. NCBI's taxonomy places the organism in Eukaryota, Metazoa, Chordata, Actinopteri, Salmoniformes, Salmonidae. Gene Ontology annotation, cellular component: plasma membrane. Gene Ontology annotation, molecular function: gastrin receptor activity; neuropeptide receptor activity. Gene Ontology annotation, biological process: neuropeptide signaling pathway.
GCGCAACAGACCGCAUGCAGCAGGCGCUUGACUUAAAUCAUUUUUACUAUCUGACUCUAUUACUUGUAGAUGUCGUUGAAACCUGGAUCAUUCUCUUAUAUCAAAUAUAAAUGAGGUCAUGCAAACUUCUUUGAAUGCGACAUCUUCAGUUGGAGGAUCUUUUAAGACUUUUCCCUGGAGAAUAUGAACAUGACAUGUGGGAAGUGUGAUUUGAUGGCAUUAUAAUGUCAAGUUUGCCAUCGUCCUAGACUGCGAAGGAUGAACCGAAUGGGUUCCUUUACAUAGCCUAUAAUAUCAAUUUAUGCACUAGAAAAAAAACAAGAUAGAACAGCAAAAAUGGAACCAUUUACAUUGCAUGAUAUGCUCAUAAACUCAACGAAUCUUUAUAAGAUAUUAUGUGACUUUGGAAUCAAGAAUGUCUCAGAGUGUGAAGAUGAAAGCGAGCCCCCUCCGGAACCGAAAGAUUUGAAUCAGACGGUACGUAUCUUCCUCUAUAGCCUCAUCUUCCUGGUCAGCGUGCUGGGUAACAGCCUGAUCAUCGCCGUGUUGGUCAGGAACCGCCGCAUGCGCACCGUCACCAACCUGUUCCUGCUCUCCCUGGCCGCCAGCGACCUGAUGCUCUGCCUCUUCUGCAUGCCCUUCACCCUCAUCCCCAACCUCAUGAGAGACUUUGUGUUCGGCUCGGGCAUCUGCAAGGUGGCCAUGUACUUCAUGGGGAUCUCGGUGAGCGUCUCCACCUUCAACCUGGUGGCCAUUUCCCUGGAGCGCUACAGUGCCAUCUGCAACCCCCUGACCUCCCGGACCUGGCAAACCAAGUCCCACGCCGCCAAGGUCAUCUCUGCCACCUGGGUGGUGAGCUUCCUGUUCAUGCUGCCCUACCCCAUCUCCAGCACCCUGGUGCCCUUCACCCGGGUCAACAACAGCACGGGCAACAUGUGCCGCCUGGUAUGGCCCAGUGAUGUCAUCCAGCAGUCCUGGUAUGUGUCCCUGCUGCUGCUUCUCUUCCUGGUUCCUGGGAUCAUGAUGAUGACAGCCUAUGGUCUCAUCUCCCUGGAGCUCUACAGGGGCAUCAAGUUUGAGAUGGCCAACAGGAAGUCCAGCAGAGAGAGACAGUGCAGCACGGGCAGCAUCAAACCCGGCGACAAUGACGGCUGCUACCUUCAGCCCGCCAAGAAGAAGAAGGGCGAGCUCGCCCACCUCCAGAACCCUCCCUCGACCCCCAGCCCUAACGUGACCAGCAACAGCAGAGACAACGUGGGCAGCAACAAGUCCAAGCUGAGCCGUGUGUGCAGCAACAGCUCCACCUGUAACCUGAUGGCUAAGAAGCGCGUGAUUCGCAUGCUCCUGGUCAUCGUCUGUCUCUUCUUCCUCUGCUGGACGCCCGUGUUCGCCGUUAACGCCUGGCGGGCCUUCGACCGCCAUUCUGCCGACAAGCUCCUCUCGGGGGCGCCGAUAUCCUUCAUCCACCUGUUGUCGUACACCUCCGCUUGUGUCAACCCCAUUAUAUACUGCUUCAUGAAUAAGCGUUUCCGCCAAGGUAUUCUGUCCACCUUCACCUGCUGUAGCAGCCCCAAGGCCGGUGGAGUCGGGAGGGGGGCUGGGAGAAGGAUGGGGACGGGGAGAGGGGGAGGAAGAGGAGGGAUGAGGAGUGGAGAGGAGAAUGGGCACACGGCGCAGAGUGGUAAUAACACGCGCUUCACGUACUGUAGUAUCCGUGGCUCCGCCCAGGCUUAGCUUCCUUUCUCCAUCAUUGACCAAUCAGAAUGAGUAAGUGGUCAUGCAGCACCCCCCACCCCCCACUGUACAUUGAGCUUUCGGUCUCUGAUGAGGUCAUGCAUGCCUGCUUUCAACUUUUAAAGUCACCAUGCCUGUGAAAGUGGACAUGUAUGUAUGAAGAGAAUCUCAGACAAUAGGUUGAUGAUAAACUUGGUGCCAUUACAAAGAAAAGACAAUCAAACGAUAGCAUGUUGACUACAUGAAAUGGAAUAAUCAGCCAAGGUUUUCAACAAGGAGAAGGUUAUGAAUUUAAAUAAGUAUCGGUAAAYAAACUACAUGGACUGAGGAACAGUGGCACCUGAUAUAACUCUUUAUGACGUACAGGAUCCUAAUUGCUUCUUUUAAUAGGGACCGUGAGAAAACAUGGCUAGUUUAUGUCUACAGCCAUGAGGUCUACAUUCAAUGUUGUUCCUCCACACAGACAUUCACCCACGAUGUGUACAAUCGUCACGGUGUCUCUUUACGUAACCCCUCCUCUCCCGAAUCACCCACGGGGAAAAGCAGCACCCUAGUUGUCUUGGUUUGAUGUUGAUCAGAUGAUCCUAGAGGAACGUCCAAGCAGCUUUUUCAGAGCCAUGUAAGAUCUCCAUGAGCAUGUUGAACGGAUGAACCCUGGAUGACCCUUGUGUGUGUGUUUUCUCCCCUCUCUGCAUAAUAUUCUCUCUGUACACAUUCUCGUCAGGGACUUGGAAAGGCACAAACCACAGCCCAAUGACAACACCACGUCCACCAAGACAUGAAUAACUCUGACUCCUUUUUACAGGCAGUGUGACACACAAAUAUGCCCAUAUGUGUAAAUACUUCUGGACUAAUUGUUACCAUACCUGGCAGUGUCAUGCUCUGAAACRCAUUCCUAGCCUUGUAGCAUAGUGUCAUCCUCGUGGGCGCACAAAAAAAAGCUGUGUUUUCUUGUCCUUGACUCAGUCAUCUUUUAUCGUUGUACCUAGUGUACUAUUUAUUGUAAGUGACAUGACUGUGGCCUUAUCGUGGUGUGGGACUCUGUGCACCUGUCUGUCCCCCUACUUCAAAAAGGACCUUUCCCAGCAUUACCUGUCAAGCAUACCACACCUGGUCUCUGUUGACGUGGGUUGUUAAAUACACUGCAGCACAAACGUAGCAAACUGUGUUGUUUUGUCCUCUUGGCUGUAUUGUAUCAUCAUGUCACUGUUAAUCGGAGGAUUUUAGUGUUGCUCUCGAAGGGAAAUUGUUCUGUAAAGUGCAUGGGAUACAUUACCAAAAAAAGGAAAUUAAAU